This is a messenger RNA of Morchella sextelata, 456 nucleotides long. RefSeq lists its product as uncharacterized. The transcript has a single exon. The coding region runs from base 1 to 456 and encodes 151 amino acids. The record is from RefSeq and is a predicted model, not a curated record. NCBI's taxonomy places the organism in Eukaryota, Fungi, Ascomycota, Pezizomycetes, Pezizales, Morchellaceae.
AUGCCCCCGCCAACCAUACCCUAUGCGACAUCGACAACAAGCUUUGUCACUAACUCUGAGCAGGCACUUUGUGGUGUAUUGGCGGUCUUUGUGCUCCUCCUCUGCUUCGCUGCGCCAACUUAUAUCAUCAUCUAUCUCCUCAGCCACUUUGACGCAAAGCAUAGCACCACCGCUCAGCGCGGCUGGAUCAUCGCCUCACUCGCAGGUACGAGCGCCUCCUGGAUGGGCGUGAUUACUCUCAAUAAUGUUGUGCAUUUUCUGAACCCGCUGAGAGACGAUGGGACGACGCUCCCGGCAGGGAUAAGUUUGAGAGAGCUGAGAAUUCUUGUGCCGAAUUUGAGGAUCCUAUUGAUACUAAGAUAUGUAUACUUAUCGCUGUUAUUUGUGCCGUCGGUUGGGGCGUUUGUGAUCGUGGGGAAGAUGAUCAUGGAGAGUGAGACUUGUGUGAGGAUAUGA